Etheostoma cragini (Arkansas darter) is the source of this 7090-nucleotide messenger RNA. Its product is annotated as UPF0606 protein KIAA1549. The transcript is spliced from 24 exons. NCBI's taxonomy places the organism in Eukaryota, Metazoa, Chordata, Actinopteri, Perciformes, Percidae. The record is from RefSeq and is a predicted model, not a curated record. Bases 344 to 5806 code for a protein of 1820 amino acids.
GAGAGACGGUAACUGUUUCCGAAAAAGUGUCAGAUCAUGAAAGCAAGCUACCAGCUCGUGCACGUUACGUCUACACUGAAAUAACUUCAAACGCAGGCAGGUGGUUGCAUGAAGGUUAGUGGCGAACACCCAGGCAUUAAUUUUAUUUCAUCCAAGGAUAUUUCUCUUAACAAAGACAAAGGAAUUGAUAGAGUUGGAGCUUCCUUUUUGCCAUUCUUCAUUGCGAGCAAGUGUUAUGGAAGGAGGGCCAUAGACUAAAGGAUACCAAACCUUGAUAAUCUUUUUGGAAUGAAUCUUCUCUUCUUAACUGGAUGAAAUGCCUUGACCUUACCCCCACCGUAGCAUGGCAGGUUUAGUCUCCUCUGUGGGUUUGGUGGUGAUGCUCAAGGCUCUUAUGCAUGCCCGUGGCCAGCGUGCAGUGUUUCUUGGGAUGACGGUGUUAGUAACAUUGAUCGCAGCUGACUCACCUGUUGCAGACGAGUCUCUGUUGGACUCCACACACCAAUCCAUUGGAUUUCUUGGACAUGUUCCAAGUUCAACAGGAUUCAAACCAUCAGCCAUACCAGCCUCACAUUAUACUGCCUUCAAGAGCCCUGACUUACCUGGGGGCCUGCCAUCCAUUUAUAAACCAAACCAUGAAGUCAGGACAUCAACAACACCUCAGCUAGGUAUUAAUUCGGAGCAAAAAGAAACUUUCAACAAGCAGCAGGAUGGUGCAUCAAAGCAGACGGUGGCAAUCACGACCACACUUCCUGCUCAGCCUCUUGAGCCCCCUAAACUGGCUUUCCCCGGCCCUAAGGCAGAUGAAUCUUAUAGUAAAAUCCUGGAUGUGAACCAGCUGAGCCCCAGCAGUGCCCCCUUGGAGGAGAACAAACCAGCACAUGACAUAAACAUGCUACCCAACACAGAUAAAAUUCCGGCCCCUGGCUACAGUGUGCCUUUCAUCGUCCCCCACCCUACAUCCCCUUCAUCGGAACCCACUGAGGUCUCCCCAGAGGACUUCUACCCCACCAACACCAUGGACUUUGACUUGGGGUCCGGGGACUACUUGGAGACAAUGUCCUUCUUAAAUUCAAACGGAGAGGACUACUCUCCCGUCACCAAGGUGCCCUCUGACGCAUAUGAUCUGGAGGACUAUACAGAAAGCUAUGACACAUCUUUCCCUUCCAGAGUAGGCAUAUUUCCUUCGUCCAUGAAUCCUCUUCACAUCUCACCUUCUACCAGCCUCACGACAGCAUACAGCACCGUUGUUCCACUUAAAUCCGUUCAUCCAACCUCUUCGUCCUCUACAAUUCACUAUACACUGGACCCUAGUACCACAGCUAACAUGGAUUUACCCGACGCAUCAGACAUUGAUUGGCCAGAUGCUUUCACCAUUCAACCGACAGAUGUUCUCCUACCUGACAUGAACAGCCUGGAGUAUUACAACACUCAGUUAACCAAGGAGAACAAUAGUUCAGACACUAGAGCCGAACACAGAGGGAACGUUACCGUAGUAUCCAUCGGUUCUAUAGACAUCACACCCACAACCAAAUUCACUGAGGAUGAGUCCUCCAGUGACAUUUCAGGGUUUGAGCCUCAAGAUGAAUCAACCCCAGCAUUAACCACAGAGGAGAGUCCUCGGCUGGUCAAUGCCUCUGAGCCUUUUCUGGAUCCUUCCAUAGUCCAGACCCACUUCUUUGAUCCCUCUUCUUCUAUCUGGGGUGGUCAGGUGUCCACCCCACAUUGGUCUGGACAUACUCUAACUGUUGCCCUGGACAGCACUGUAUUAGCAGAAGCUAUGCUAACCAGUGCCACACCUUUGCUGCCAGAUGAUGUAAUGUCUUCCUCCUCUCUCACAGAUGUCCAUUGGUUUGAUGAGUCAUUCCCGUCAAGUACCAUACACACCACUCCUGUCUUAACUGCGACCAUAGCCUUCUCCCCUGUUCCCACGGAACCCGCUGCCAACACUACGGCUGGUACAACAGAAUUAAUUCCCAGAGACUCUACUUUUACAACUGAACAAACCCUCACUAUCAAUUUAGUUUCCACUGAACCCACAACUAAUGUCACUGUGGGCCCUCCGGCCGUAAUGGGUGAUCAGGGGGUGACUGAAGAUGGAGUUGACAUCCCAGCCACAAUGACCUUGAUCCCAACUAACAGUGAAGCUAAUACAGGCUCUGUUGUACCCACAACUACAACUGCCACAACUACUUCUCAUCAAGCCGCAACUACAACUACUGCCACCACUGAAGCCUCAACUAGAAUCAACAGUACUGCCAGUGAAAAGACCACAACUACGUCAACAUCAAGGCCGUACCUCUGCAACCUUGAAGGGCGUUCUUAUUUAGUAAAAGUUGGUUUUCCUUCCGGUGCCACUGUUGGAUAUGCCAAAUCUCAAGUGAGAGACAUACUGAAAGGGGAAUUCAACAAGUCUGUGGAGCUGCAGGUUGUGGAGCCCCCACCAAAGUUUGUGUUUCGGGUGAUGUCUGGUCCAGUUGUGUACACAGCCAUAUCUGUCGUCAAUGCUCUGCAAAGGUCUGGGCGCCGCUUCCUGUCUGUGUCUCCCAACUGGACAACACCUGACAGAAAAUAUCAAGUCCACACAGUGCUGCAGUUUGUUCCCAGUCACAUAGAUGUGCGGUUCUGCAACUUCAGUGAGAGCAUUAAGAAAGGUUUGACCAUGGCCUUUGCAGAAGUGCGUCGGCGCUCCAAGGAGUCAACCAACUUCACAGUUCAUAUUGUAAACAUCACCAUGGCGGCUCCUGAAUAUCAGGAACACCGGCUUGUGAGGCAGCCGGUGGACGUGACCUUCACUGUGCGCGGUUCAAGGGGUUAUCUAAUGGGGUCAGAGGUCAGCGAUGCUCUGAUGAAGCUCACAAUGGUGGAAUUCAGCUAUUACAUGGGCUUUCCUGUACUGCAGAUUGCUGAGCCUUUCCAUUACCCAGAGUUGAACACAAGCCAGCUGCUUCGCUUCUCCUGGGUCAGAACAGUGCUCCUGGGUGUGCUGGACCAGAAAGUGAAUGAGAGGACCUUUCAAGCCAACAUGGAGCGCCGGGUGGCCAUGUUACUCGGGGAGGCAACGGGAUUAGUCAGACGUGUUAAGAGAGCCACCCUUAUAGGCAACAACAGUAUACAGGUUGUAAGUACGAGCCGGCUGGUGGGUGCGGACCAUCCCUUGGAGAUAGUGUACUUUGUGGAGGGUCCCAGUGGUCAGAGGAUGCCUGCAGUUCAAACAGCAAACCUACUCAACAGCCUGGACGUUCAAAGGGCUGCCAUCGUCUUGGGAUAUCGUGUCCAGGGCAUUUUGGCACAGCCGGUAGAGAAGGUGGCGUCGUCACCCUCUGAUGCUGAGAAAACCAACAUGUGGAUUGUCAUUGGGGUUGUGAUUCCCCUCCUUGUGGUCAUCAUCAUCAUUUCCAUCCUGUACUGGAAACUGUGUCGGACAGACAAGCUGGAGUUCCAGCCAGACGCCAUGACCGCCAUCCAGCAGAGACAGAAGUCUACUACCUCAUUCAGACAAUCAAGGACCUCUCUUCACCACACACUCCCUCCAUCUAAAAAGGAUAUAGAGUUUAGUGAGGAGGAAGAGGGGGAGUAUGAGGAGGAAGAAGAGGAGUAUGAAGAAGAAGAGGAGGAGGAGGAGGAGGUGAAGGAGGUUAAAAGAGGGAAGAUACCAGUAGCUAUCUCCAAGAGCAAACAGCCUAUGAGCAGUGAGGAGGAAGAAGAGGAAGAAGAAGAAGAGGAGGAGGAGGAGGAGGAGGAGGAAGAAGAAGAAGAAGAAGAAGAAGAAGGAGAGAAAGACGAUAAAGAUGAGGAAAAGAUGAAAUUGAAAAGGGAAGGAGUUAAACCAGAUGAGCAAAUAAGACUAGAGAGCAAAACAAUGUCAAUGAAAACAGGAGAGAUGAAGAAAGAAGACAAAUUGAAAGUGUUAACUAAAGGGAGGAGAACCAUGGAGCAGUUGCAGGCUCCGAGUGUGAAAGGCUUCGACUUUGCCAAGCUGCACCUUGGCCAGCAGAGUAAGGAUGAUGUCAUGGUGAUCCAGGAGCCUGUCCCGCCGGGGCCUGGCCCUGGACCCCUACCCCUCUCCCUUAAAGAUGGUUUCAGUCCAUCUGAGAACGGGGAGCUCCCCACACCCAAAUCCAAAACCUCCACCAAGGCGUCCCGUAGCGGUCGAAGGCGAGAAAGGAUCUCGCCGUCUGAAGGUGACUCUGUGGUAAGCGACCGUUCCAGUGAGCGGGAACCAAUCGAGGAGAACCUGAGAGCCCACGCCACGCCCAGCGACUGCAAGCAGACCCGUAAGGUCCCCAUUAAUGUUUUAAAUGGCAAGAAUAGAAUUGGUCCUCCUCCUCUGAAUGGUACAAACGAGCAGCUGUCCUCAGCCUCCAUUUUUGAACAUGUUGAUCGGAUUCCUCGUGCCGCAGAUGCAAGCAGGAGACUCCCCAACAAAAUCCAACUCAUCGCCAUGCAGCCCAUGCCUGUCCCACCGCUGCACAGCCCACCCAUUAAUGGCAAAGUGCCUGACACCAACCAAAUCAACAAAGAGAUCCAGGUAGCAUUGAGGCACAAGUCAGAGAUUGAGCAUCAUCGUAACAAGAUACGUCUCCGUGCCAAGAGGAAGGGCCACUACGACUUCCCCUCCAUGGAUGACAUGACGAGUGGCCUCCGAGAUCCAAAGGACCAGGAUCGCAUCUAUCAGAAAGCACAGAUACAGAUUGAUAAGAUCCUGGACCCCGAUGCCGAGAUGUCUGCCAUCUUCAUGGAAUCCAAGAAAAGCGGGCGAGGUAGGCGCUCUCCCAAACAAAGGAUGAAGGACCAGCUAAAUGGAGGCAUGAUGGAAGCAGACAAAGACCACCUCAUCACUGAAGACAGUGAUGCUGUUUACAGAAAGUGUCCUGGAGUCAACAAUGUGGCCUAUGUAUCGGACCCUGACCAAGGUCCAGGAUCCCCUCACAGGAGCCCCUCCCCCACCGAUGACGUCUUUCUGGGUCCCGCUUCCUCUCCUCCAGGCCAUGCCCCUCCCCCACCCCCCUACAUGCCUCCACAGCCCUCCAUUGAGGAGGCACGGCAGCAGAUGCACUCCCUGCUGGACGAUGCCUUUGCCCUGGUGUCGCCCACCUCUCAAGGCAGCAUAGCAGGGAUCACUCUCCCUGGGGUCAACACCAACCCUCCUAUCGCCAGCCCUCCAGGCCGUGGCCCCAGAUCUUGGGGUCCUUCCUACCAAUCUCUUGGCCCUUUCCCUAGCAGGUUGACUGAGCUGUCCCCUCCACCUGCCCAAGGCCUGCUACCAAGGCAGGGCCUUGGCUCGAGCUUCCUGCCGCCAGGAGAAACAGCAGGGCAAUGUGAGCCAGACAGCCUGUACUCCAGCAGGGGCAUCUACACAGAUGAGCUGCCCUCCUCUGCCAGACCGCGGCCAGUAGGGGGAACUACAGGUGCCCAGCUUCAUCAUCUUACACAGGUGGGAUUGUCCAGUCGGAUGAAUGGUUACCCAGCAGGCAUCCGGGCGGCUCCGGGGCAGAAUGGAGGCAUUGGCUGGAACCACUAUCAUGGUGACCAUUUCUCCAGAGCAGAGCCUGAAAAAGAUGCAUUCCUGGACUGUCCUGACUACUCGUCCUUCUCUAUCUUCCAGACGCCCAGAGGUGGUAUCAGGGAGCCUUCGGCGCCCCCUGUCCACCUAGACACCCCGGGGGUGGGCUAUCUGUCGGCCCCACCUCCCCUGGACACAUGUCCUCCCACCCACUCAUCUGCCUCCCUGAUCAAGGCCAUCAGGGAGGAGCUGUUGCGUCUCUCCCAGAAACAGGCAGCUGUGCCCAGCUACCACAGCUGAAGCCCCGGCCUCCCGUCUGUUGCUCUAACCAGUCACGCCACUGACCCCGCCUGCCUGCUUCACCUAAUCUGACUUUACUUCCCAUGGAAGUCCCCGAGGGUGUACAGCAGAGAGAUAGUCCUGCUUAACUGAAGUGAAGAUGUGGCUUAUAGAAACUUUGACAUGAAGAGGCUGAACUACUGAAUGACAGGAUGGUUGUUAAAGCUCCUAACCAGACCAGCUGCAGCAUGUCAAAUCAGAGACAGUGUUAUGAAAUGAAGAACAAUAAUCACAGCCUAUGCUGGAACUUUUAAGAUGAGACCAUGUGACAUGUGUCUGUCCUGCACUUUCACUGUGGAUCAGGGAUCAGGGAUCCACAUCCGGGCGUUAUUUGAGAUCCGCGUUUCUUCCGCCUCCGUAUUCCGCCUCCCAGUUCCAUUCUCAUGCUGCCUUCACUAAACAGGAAUACCCCCUAAGACACAUCUUAUGUUCCUCAACAUGAUUUAAACCAAAUUAGGUAUUUUCUUGUUUCGCAAUGCCGGCCCUAAACCUCUACAUCACCAUCAGGUGCUACUUCCUGUUUUCCGCCAUGACGAGCCAUGCUAUGCCUUGACACUGUGAUGUUGUUCACCGGACCCGGGACACUGUACCCGCCUACAGUACGGUCUAAGUUCACAGCCAGCGAGUCAGCUCAGACAGUAGACACAAAGGGGCAUCCAUAGAGACUAAUAACACUAAUAACACUACCUAGGUCUUUCCACAAUUACUGCAGUAGAACAAUUAGUCUGAGUUGAUAUCUUCUUGUGUACUAUUUGCAUUUAUGUCUCGUGUUUUAACUGUAUUUAUGUUAAUUAGCUAACAGACGGCUGGACAAAAAUGGCCUUCAUUCAUCUUCGAACAGGACUUCAGAGGCAUGUGUUUGAGCUACAGGCACACACGUGUUACAUACAAUGACUGAAGACUUUCAGUAUGUACUUGACAAUUAGGGUGUGUUGUAUUUGGGUGUAGUUUGAUGCACUGUAUGCCGGCUACUUGGUACAGCUCAGGUCGUUCAAAAAGAGAUUCCUUCAGCGAUGAGACAGUUUGAUGGGUCAUGUUAAUGAAGGAACGUCCCAGAGACCAGUAUUCUGUUUCAACAUGAACCUGUAUUUACUAUGUAGUGAACCACCAUCUCUGUUUUAUGCAGUAUUCAACGCAUACUUUGCCUUUUGUUAGUACAGAAGGGAGAUAAAAAAAGCGCACUGUAUUUGUCGUCAUUUAUGGUUUACUUCAAGUUUAAGUGGUUUUUAAAGUCCUUUGGAUUUA